Populus euphratica (Euphrates poplar) is the source of this 1538-nucleotide messenger RNA. RefSeq names its product protein S-acyltransferase 10-like. NCBI's taxonomy places the organism in Eukaryota, Viridiplantae, Streptophyta, Magnoliopsida, Malpighiales, Salicaceae. Bases 286 to 1314 code for a protein of 342 amino acids. Gene Ontology annotation, cellular component: Golgi apparatus; endoplasmic reticulum. The record is from RefSeq and is a predicted model, not a curated record. Gene Ontology annotation, biological process: protein targeting to membrane; peptidyl-L-cysteine S-palmitoylation. The transcript is spliced from 11 exons. Gene Ontology annotation, molecular function: protein-cysteine S-palmitoyltransferase activity.
UCCCGGAAUCCUUCUCCUUAGCGCUCUCCUUACUGAAAGUCGGAGACCUAAGAAUCCGCACUCUUUCUCUUCUCGUAGAGGUCCUAAUUAGUUUUAACUGGGCAACAUUAUCAUUUCUCCCAUUCUCCCUAUCUUUUUAUUUUUUUCUUUUUUAAUUCUACAUAUUUUUCUCUCAAAAUCAGUCCUUUUUUAGAUAACCAUCACUUUUGCUUUCCUCUCUCUCUCUCUCUCUCUCUUAAUUUCCAGAAUUCUUUUUAGUCUUUUUUCUUUACUUUUUCUCAAUUAAUGAUUUUUUUAGCUUCCAUGUCGAUUUUCAAUUUCUGCCACCGUUUUGUUCCUUGCCUUGCCGAUCCAGCAAGGAGAUCUUCGUUGGGGUUGAAAGCAGCAUUAGUGCUGUUGCAUAUUGUAUAUGCGGGCAUUCUCUUUCUUUUUGACAGUGAUUUAAUAGAGAAAACAAAACAAAAGCCAUGGUCCUACACUGGAUUAUAUCUGUUGCUGUUUGUUGCAACAUUGAUUCAAUACUUUGUUACAUCAUGUUCUUCUCCCGGCUAUGUCCUUGAUGCAAUGAGGGAUGUGAAUGAGAAAAGUUCUUUAUUUAGAAAGGCAUCAAUGAUGUCCAAACAGCCUGCUUCAAGCAAAAAUGGUAGCUUGGCUAUUACUGUGGAAGGAAGUCAGUCAGAAAGAAAUAUUCCAGGAAGUAAUGUUACAUCUUGGACAAAGCUUGUUCUGGACUUGUAUCCACCUGGAACGUCUGUUAGAACUUUGACAUGUUCCUUUUGCAAUGUUGAACAGCCUCCACGAGCGAAGCAUUGCCAUGAUUGUGAUAGAUGUGUUCUUCAGUUUGACCAUCAUUGUGUUUGGCUUGGGGCAUGCAUUGGCUGGGGAAAUCAUUGUCGAUUCUGGUGGUACAUUUUCGAAGAAACUGCACUAUGCAUUUGGACUGGCAUCUUGUACAUCACAUACUUGAAGGCUAACAUCUCAAGAGCUUGGUGGAAGGAUGUGAUUAUGAUCUUGCUAUUGGUUACUUUGUCAUUUGCCUUGAUCUUUCUCCUGCUGCUCCUCAUUUUCCAUAGCUAUCUUAUUCUGACAAAUCAAACUACCUAUGAACUCAUAAGACGUAGACGCAUUCCAUAUCUAAGAGGAAUUCCUGAACGAGUGUAUCCAUUCAGUGAAGGAGUUUGCAGAAAUUUAUACAAAUUUUGUUGUGCUCGAAGCAGCAUAUACAGUUUGGAAAGAUUACCCACGGCCAUGGAACUUGAAGACAAGUCAAGACCAUACACAUGCUUAGGUUUUUUGACCUGCCGUUGUUGCUGAGGUUGUGAGGGCAUUGUGAUAUUAAUGAAAACAUUUUGCCUCCAAAUUUGUUUUUGGAUCUCCAUGUGAAUGUGUGCCUGAGCAUCCAGUUGUUUUAGCUACAGAAUAUGGCAGCACGGAUGGUUAAGUUGGAGCCCUUUGUGGGCCUUUAGGUUUUUGUAGUCUGAAUUGGAUGUUGAUUGUAAUGUUUGUUUGAUGGAGAUUUUCAGAAUUGUUUGUGUACU